UUAUAAUUCAUAAUUUCAAAGACUGAAAUGUUGUAUUUUUUUUAGGCAAAUGGGCAGCUGUCUAGUUGAAAUCAAACAACAGACAGAAGUUGAGGCUACAUGUAUUUAUCAUAGAAAGAAAAAAGAUUGUAAGGGGUUCUGCGGAACGCUGUCUCUCACCUGCAAUUGCUGCUGUCAAUGUAAAAGUGUAAUACAGACUUAAAAAAAAAAUGUAAUGAUGUGCUCUUACAACAGGAUUGUGAGUGUAUUAAAUCUUGGAAGAAUGGGAUUCCUAGAUGCUUAUAAAGUACAGAACAAAUUUGCACGACAGCAUUUAGACAGUAUGGCAGGAGUGCAUGGUGCAAAAGGAGAAAAUGUUGUAUUACUUGUGGAACAUAACCCAGUUUAUACCACUGGAAUUAGAUCUAAAGACUAUUCUGAAGAAUAUGAACAAAAACUAAAGAAGCUAGGUGCUGAAUUUUACAGAACAGAUAGAGGAGGUUUAAUUACUUUUCAUGGACCUGGACAACUUGUUGCUUAUCCAGUUUUAAAUCUUAAAUAUUUCACACCAAAUAUGAAGUGGUAUAUUUGCUCCAUGGAAAAGACAAUGAUCGGAACUUGUCAGUAUUAUGGUAUGAAUGCCCAUACAACAGAAGAUACAGGGGUAUGGAUUGGAGAUAGGAAAAUUGGAGCUAUUGGUGUUCAUGGUCGCAGAUAUGUAACAACUCAUGGUGUAUCAUUGAACUGUAAUACUGAUUUGAACUGGUUCAAACAUAUAGUACCUUGUGGAUUAGAAGGAAAAGAUGUUACAUCCCUUAGUAAAGAAAAGGGCUGUGAUAUUAAAAUAAAUGAUGCUGUUAGACCAUUUUUAGAAACUUUUCAAAGACAAUUUGAUUGUCAGUUAAAGUAUAUACAUGAAGAGACAGAGGAAUAUAAAAACAAAAUUAGUAUACAUGUAUAACAAUGUAACAUGGUUAACUUUACCAACAAAAUAUAUUUAAUAAUAACAUUUUUAUAGAUCCAGACUUAUGACUAAUAAAUUAAUCAUUAAUUAAAAAUGGUCUAUUGGACAGAGUAUACAAAAUUGUGAAUAACAAUUUAAGGUUAAGAAACGAACAAAAAGAGAUGUGAGGUAUGUGUCAUGAGACAGCAAUCCAACAACACAAUGAACCAAACAAUAUUUACAAAAGAGCCUUUUCAAAUUCAAAUAAUUAUACAUUGUUUUUUUUAAUUUUUAUUGUAUACUGACAAAGUGACAUAUCAUGAAUGGUCAGUUUUAGUCAACAGUCAAGUAAAUUCCAUAAGUUGGUAAAAUUAAUUUAAUCUAAAAUGUAGAAAUAUAUUUAGGAGUAUGAUUAUUCUUGCAGAAUGCAAUAAAAUUUAUGGAUUGUCCUUUUAAUAUUCUUAGUUUGGCUUAAUAGAUAAAGUUUGUUAUUAUAAUGUUAUUAUAAUCAUGUAAAUCAGUCAUUGAGUCUUCCUGGAUUAACAUAUCUUUGCUUAUUUUUAUAAAGAAAUCAGACAAAA
Molecule: messenger RNA, 1503 nt
Organism: Mytilus californianus (California mussel)
Lineage: Eukaryota; Metazoa; Mollusca; Bivalvia; Mytilida; Mytilidae
Product: putative lipoyltransferase 2, mitochondrial
Exons: 3
Coding region: 215-940 (241 amino acids)
Biological process (GO): protein lipoylation
Cellular component (GO): mitochondrion
Molecular function (GO): lipoyl(octanoyl) transferase activity
Source: RefSeq, a predicted model, not a curated record